Pseudophryne corroboree (corroboree frog) is the source of this 2096-nucleotide messenger RNA. RefSeq names its product gastrula zinc finger protein XlCGF26.1-like. The record is from RefSeq and is a predicted model, not a curated record. Lineage: Eukaryota; Metazoa; Chordata; Amphibia; Anura; Myobatrachidae. The transcript has 3 exons. Bases 109 to 1656 code for a protein of 515 amino acids.
GGGGGAGUAUAUAGAGGAACACAGGGGUCUGUACAAGGACGUGAUGAUGGAGAAUCACCGGCCCCUCACAUCACCGGAUGGGCCCAGUAACAGAGAUACCCCAGAGAGAUGUCCCCGUCCUCUGUAUUCCCAGGAUUGUACAGAGGAGAAUCACAGGACCCCACAGGAGGAUCAGGUGAAUGUAACAGAAGAAAUAUAUUGGCUGAACGUCCCAUUGUAUCUCCAGAUUGUGAAAUUGAAGCUAAAGACAUCAUGCGAGAUUCUCUGGAAGACCAUGUGAUCCCAAUUAUACAUCCAGUACCUCACAGUGCAGAUAUAUCAUCUCUUACCUGUAAUCAUGAGGAAUUUUCACCUGAUACCUCAGAUAUUGGUCCAUCUAUCACAGCUCUUAGAGUAGAUACGUCAUUUCCUAAUGAUGCACAUGACAUAUGUUUUACUCAGAGCACGAAGAUUAUUACCCAUCAGCCACCCAAGACAGGUGAGAGGCCAUUUCCAUGCUCUGAGUGUGGGAAAUGGUUUACAUACAAAUCACAACUUGUUAAACAUGUGAGAUGUCAUACAGGUGAGACACCAUUUCCAUGCUCUGAGUGUGGGAAAUGUUUUAGACUCAAGUUAGCUCUUGUUAGGCAUGAGAGAAGUCACACAGGUGAAAAGCCAUUUCCAUGCUCUGAGUGUACAAAAUGUUUUACUCGGAAGUCGCAGCUUGUUCAACAUGUGAGAUGUCAUACAGGUGAGAGGCCAUUUACAUGUUCUGAGUGUACAAAAUGUUUUACUGAGAAGUCGAAGCUAGUUCAACAUGUGAGAUGUCAUACAGGUGAGAGGCCAUUUACAUGUUCUGAGUGUGGGAAAUGUUUUAGAAUCAAAGUAGAUCUUGUUAGGCAUGAGAGAACUCACACAGGUGAAAAGCCAUUUUCAUGUUCUGAGUGUGGGAAAUGUUUUACACGCAAAUCACAUCUUGUUGUGCAUGAGAGACAUCAUACAGGUGAGAGACCAUUUCCAUGCUCUGAGUGUACAAAAUGUUUUAGUCACAAAUCACAGCUUGUUAUACAUGAGAGAAGUCACACAGGUGAGAAGCCAUUUCCAUGCUCUCAGUGUGGGAAAUGUUUUACUCAUAAAUCACAGCUUGUUGAACAUUUGCGAAUUCACACAGGUGAGAAACCAUUUCCAUGCUCUGAGUGUAGAAAAUGUUUCAAACACAAAUCACAUCUUGUUACUCAUCAGAGAAGUCACACAGGUGAGAAACCAUUUCCAUGCUCUGAGUGUGGGAAAUGUUUUACACGCAAAUCAUAUCUUGCUGUGCAUGAGAGACAUCAUACAGGUGAGAGACCAUUUCCAUGCUCUGAGUGUACAAAAUGUUUUAAUCACAAAUCACAGCUUGUUAUACAUGAGAGAAGUCACACAGGAGAGAAGCCAUUUCCAUGCUCUGAGUGUGGGAAAUGUUUUGCACAAAAAUCAUCUGUAAUUGAACAUAAGAGAACUCACAGUGGUGAGAAACCAUUUACAUGUUCUGAGUGUGGGAAAUGUUUUGCACAAAAAUCAGCUGUAAUUGAACAUAAGAGAACUCACAGUGGUGAGAAACCAUUUACAUGUUCUGAGUGUGGAAAAUGUUUUACACACAAAUCAUAUCUUGUUAGACAUCAGAGAAUUCACAAGUGAGAGGCCAUUUCCAUUUUCUGAAUGUUGAAAAUGUUUUAUAUACAAAUCACAGCUUGUUGAACAUCAGAGAAGUCACACAGGUGAGAGGCCAUUUACAUGCUCCGAGUGUGGGAAAUGUUUACACACAAAUCCACUCAAUAUUUUUAGAGAGGAUAUUCUAGAGUUGCCUUUCACAUAAAAGAAUAUGAGUAAAUACAACCUCAUUAAUAAAGGGAAUGGAAAAGUUAUAAAGAGAGUUUAGAAAAAUAUUUGUUCAUUUGUAUAAAAAAAAGCAAACCCCACUGAGGUGACCUAAUUAAAAUGUAUAAAUAUAUUUGAGAAACAUACAAAGAUUUAACAAGCACAUCACACUAUGCUCAUGUACAAUUGUACCAUUAUUUUUAUGAUUGUAUUUUUUUUCUUGUUUUGAUAUUAUUUUUAUUAAUACUUUACAAACAAUA